AUGGCAAGAUUCAAGUGGAAAAUUCAAUGCCAAGAUUCAGGUGGAAAAUUCAAUGGCAAGAUUCAGGUGGAAACUUCAAUGGCAAGAUUCAGGUGGAAAAUUGCAUGGCAAAAUUCAGGUUGGAAAUUCAAUGGCAAGAUUCAGGUAGAAAAUUCAAUGGCAAGAUUCAGGUGGAAAAUUCAAUGGCAAGAUUCAGGUGGAAAAGUCAAUGGCAAGAUUCAGGUGGAAAAUUGCAUGGCAAGAUUCAGGUUGGAAAUUCAAUGGCAAGAUUCAGGUGAAAAUUGCAAUGGCAAGAUUCAGGUGGAAAAUUCAAUGGCAAGAUUCAGGUGGAAAAUUCAAUGGCAAGAUUCAGGUGGAAAUUCAGGUGGAAAAUUCAAUGCCAAGAUUCAGAUGCAAAAUUCAAUGCAAGAUUCAGGUAGAAAACUCAAUGGGAAGAUUCAGGUGGAAAAUUCAAUGGCAAUAUUCAGGUGGAAAAUUCAAUGGCAAGAUUCAGGUGGAAAAUUCAAUGCCAAGAUUCAGGUGGAAAAUUCAAUAGCAAGAUUCAGGUGUAAACUUCAAUGGCAAGAUUCAGGUGGAAAAUUGCAUGGCAAAAUUCAGGUUGGAAAUUCAAUGGCAAGAUUCAGGUAG
Molecule: messenger RNA, 627 nt
Organism: Paramuricea clavata
Lineage: Eukaryota; Metazoa; Cnidaria; Anthozoa; Malacalcyonacea; Plexauridae
Source: the annotation of a GenBank genome assembly